AUGAAUGAGCUAGUUAAAGAUUGCAGUCAUCCUAUUAUUGAAAAAAGGUUGAAGGAUCUGGUAGAGUAUAUACGUGAUGAUGGGAACAAGAACAAAAAUAUUGCAUGCCAUUAUCUACUGCAUAAUAAAGAAAUAGAGACUAUAUAUGAUCGCGAUAGUUUUGAAUACCGGUUAUAUUUGCAAUUUGGUCCCCAAAAUAAUAAAACAUUAGCUUAUGGACAUAUUAAAUAUGUGAUCAUUGAAGCUAAAGCUAAACAUAUUCAUAAACUUUGGAAUGAUGGAAAACAACUCAUUGAGCACUACAGGAAACUUUUAGAUAUUAAAAUUACCAAUAACUUUGGAUUAUUAAGUGAUGAUGAAUUUGAAGUGGAACAAGAAGAUAAAUUGAACCAAAGUGAAUUAGGUGAAGAUGAUUAUCACUUAACUAUCUCAAUUCCAAUAUCUGUACUAAAUGAACGAUAUUCAAACUGCAACAAAUUGGAUUAUAGUAAUAUAAAAUCAUUUGCAUUUAUUAUGCUUACUUCUUGUUUAAGAUUAUGUUUAUAUUCUGGCAACAUAUUGAAUAUGAUCAGAUACAUUACUUUUUCUAGUUUAGAUGAUAUCAGCAGCAUUAACAUUCAUUCAAGUAUACACUUUGAGACUCACAAAGCUGUUGAAUGUAUACACUUAAAUUCGGAAACUAUUUGGUUUUAUUACCCCAAUAAUUUAAAUAUUGAUGAUAUUUUAGUAGUUAUUGAAAGUUGCAACAACAGUACACUUCAAAACUCUCUUGCUUCUCACUUCUAUCAAGAACUAUCAAUUGCUUUCAAUUCAAGAAUGAAUAUUCAAGGAAAAGUAGGGAAGUUACAUGGCAUUAAAAUUUCAUACCCCUUAUUAUCUUCGGAAACUCUUCUAGAAAUUGAUAAUACAAAAAAUUUAUAUAUUACUUUCAACUUGCCUUUACACUGGCUUAAGAGCUCAACUGAUUCUAAGAAACUUUCUAUCGCUAUUCUUAUAGCUUCAAUUCAAGAUAUCACAUGUAAAAUUGUGUAUCAAGGCAAAUGUUCACUUCGCUGUGGCUUGCGAAGGCAUGUACUACAGCUUAUAACACAAGAGUGUAGAGGAUACUGA
Cryptosporidium muris RN66 is the source of this 1110-nucleotide messenger RNA. RefSeq lists its product as uncharacterized. NCBI's taxonomy places the organism in Eukaryota, Apicomplexa, Conoidasida, Eucoccidiorida, Cryptosporidiidae. Bases 1 to 1110 code for a protein of 369 amino acids. The record is from RefSeq and is a predicted model, not a curated record. The transcript has a single exon.